Messenger RNA from Ficedula albicollis (Collared flycatcher), 1230 nucleotides. RefSeq names its product gamma-aminobutyric acid receptor subunit pi-like. Gene Ontology annotation, molecular function: GABA-A receptor activity; extracellular ligand-gated monoatomic ion channel activity; neurotransmitter receptor activity. The record is from RefSeq and is a predicted model, not a curated record. Bases 85 to 1230 code for a protein of 381 amino acids. Lineage: Eukaryota; Metazoa; Chordata; Aves; Passeriformes; Muscicapidae. The transcript has 8 exons. Gene Ontology annotation, cellular component: synapse; neuron projection; membrane. Gene Ontology annotation, biological process: nervous system process; monoatomic ion transmembrane transport; regulation of membrane potential.
CUACCUCCAACUAUACAAAAAAUAAUAAAAGGAUACAACAAGUAUUUACGUCCAUUUUUUGAUAAUGGUCCUGUGUCAGUUGGGAUGAGCAUGGAUAUUGCAAGCAUUGAUACAAUAUCAGAAAUAAAUAUGGAUUACACAGCUACCAUAUUUCUGAGGCAGCGAUGGACGGAUGAGAGACUUUGUUUCGAUGGCAAUAAGAGUUUGAGCUUGGAUGGUCGACUCGUGGAAAUGCUUUGGGUACCAGAUACCUUUAUAGUUGACUCAAAAAAGUCUUUUCUUCAUGAUGUCACAGUUGAGAAUCGUCUCAUAAGGAUAUACCCUAAUGGAACAGUCUUGUAUGCUAUAAGGGUCACCACAACUGUUGCAUGCAGCAUGGAUCUGACUAAAUAUCCAAUGGACAAGCAGACAUGUACCUUGCAACUGGAGAGCUGGGGUUAUAACAUCAAUGAUGUCACAUUUUACUGGACCAGAGGAAAUGAUUCAGUUCGGGGUUUGGACACACUCCGGCUGGCACAGUACACUGUAGAGGACCACUUCACCUCUGUAGCUGAAGCUGUGUACGAGACAGGCCGUUACCCAAAACUUGUGUUCCACUUUGAACUCAAGAGAAACAUCUUGUAUUUCAUAUUAGAGACAUAUGUACCAUCAAUCCUUCUGGUGGUGCUCUCCUGGGUAUCGUUUUGGAUAAGCCAGUCAUCAGUUCCAGCCAGGAUCUGCAUAGGUGUCACCACGGUCCUUACGAUGACAACACUGAUGAUGGGAGCCAGGACUUCACUCCCAAAUGCUAAUUGCUUUAUCAAGGCAAUUGAUGUGUACCUUGGUAUCUGCUUCAGCUUCAUCUUUGGAGCACUGUUAGAAUAUGCUGUGACUCAUUUCUGCACUCUGCACCAAGUCAGUUCAAAGGAACUUCCAAAGAUUAUUGAUGAUGAUGAUGAUGAAGAGAAGAAUGGAGUCCUGGCAGCAGUGACAAACAGUUGCAGUGCCCCUGACAACACGAACGAGACAGACUCAAACAAAAGCAAACAAACCAGCACUGACAGAAAAAGGGAGAGAAGCCAACACAGUGUGUGCAGUUCAGCAAUGUCAGUAAUGAGAAGACUUUUCUGCAUCUUUGAUUGCUUCCAUGUUAAAAAUCCUUACCACAUAGACAACUACGCCAGAUUCUCUUUCCCGUUAUCAUUCAUGAUAAUUAAUGUACUGUAUUGGGUGUAUUAUUUGUAUUUCUAA